UCUUUUUUCCUUCACAAAAAUCAAAACAGAUAAAUAAAAAGAAGUGAAAAACCAGAGAAGGCAACCAAUGGCGACGUUGGCUACUGUGGGAAGUAGUUCAGUUCUUCGGUUCAACAAAACAGAGCCUCUAAAGACGAACCCAUCUUCACCAUUUCUUGGUUUCGUUACUUCCCAACUCAGCGGCAUCAAAAUCUCUUGCAACCUCCCUGUCGUGGUGGCGCCUUUAAAACCCAUAUCUUCCCCUUUCACUCCUGCUCUCCUGCCUGUUGCUCGUAGGAUAUGCCCUUUCACCGGCAAGAAAGCGAACAAAGCCAACAAAGUUUCGUUCUCAAAUCACAAGACAAAGAAAUUACAGUUUGUCAACCUCCAAUACAAGAAGGUUUGGUGGGAAGCCGGUAAACGCUAUGUAAAAUUGCGUUUAUCGACCAAGGCGUUGAAGACCAUUGAGAAGAACGGAUUGGAUGCUGUUGCUAAGAAGGCUGGGAUAGAUCUUCGCAAGGAAUGAUCAAAGAAAAAAAGUACUAAAUCUUUUAGAUUUCCAGUUUUAGUUUUGCAGAAACCAUUUUCCCCAGAAAACAACACUAUUUGGUAAAACAUUUGGUUAAUUUAUGUAACUCUUUUUAGCUUGAUAUGUUAUCUGAAUUCGAAA
Molecule: messenger RNA, 649 nt
Organism: Gossypium raimondii (Peruvian cotton)
Lineage: Eukaryota; Viridiplantae; Streptophyta; Magnoliopsida; Malvales; Malvaceae
Product: 50S ribosomal protein L28, chloroplastic
Exons: 2
Coding region: 68-505 (145 amino acids)
Biological process (GO): translation
Cellular component (GO): ribosome
Molecular function (GO): structural constituent of ribosome
Source: RefSeq, a predicted model, not a curated record